CUCUUGUUCUAACCUCCAGAUACUUACCAUUGUGUAGUGCUCCUGGCCGUGAUAUCACCGAUAUCGUCCAUUCAUUUACCCGUUCAAUACCUUCUUUUACAUUGAACUACGUCCUAGUCCGACCAUUUCCAGAUUGCAAUCACUCGCAUAGCCUGAGCAAUGAACCCCCCCUCUGACGAUACCAACACCGCCGAACGGCGGAAGGAACAGUCUCGAUUCGAGGCUUUCCAGCAGAUGAGACAGCAGGCUGCUCAGACUGGAAGCGCAGGGCCCUAUGCUUCGCAACAUCUGGGUCUAUCCAUGCCUCUGCUGGACAGCUCGUCUACAAAUAAGAUCACCGACUCGCCAGCAACUGACGUUACAUCGCCUACGAGGUCCAUUAAGAACUUCUUCAAGAACAGAUUAUCUACUUACUCUAUAGACAGUAUAAGUGAGAAACCCGAGCUUUCUACACCUCCUAAUCCCAGAGAAGGAAGACUGACAAAAAAGACUGUCGGACCCAUACUCAGUGGUGAAACGUCGCCCAAUAGAACUUCGUUGGGAGGUUUGAACCAAUUGCUCAGACCCAAAUUCGUCAGAUCUAAAUCGUCGUUGCAGUCAUCUUCCAAUUCUAUCCCUACUCAGAAGAACUUUGCUGCUAGAGAUAGCAGAGCAACGACAAUAGAUGACUUUGCGGAUACUUCUUCCAGUGAAGAAGGUCUUGAAGAUGGCGAUAGAACGUACGAUUCGGCCUCCUUCAGCUCUUCGUUAUUGCUUGAAAAUCGUGAAGCUAAACCCAAAACUGCUACCUCGGCUCGUUUCGUAUUCAAGGAAACCUUUGAUGAAUCAGACGAUUCUCUAGCUUCCAAUAUGCUCUUACAACAACGCGAACAACAUUCCCAGAGACAGAAUAAAGCGCUUCCCAUACUUCAGAUAUACCAACAGUCAUCUCACCAGCCUCAAUUAAGACAGGUGCCUCCACUGCACUCUGGCGAUAUCUCCUCCCACGACAUAUCUGUCAAGACAGAUUCUCCGCAGAGUGUUCAAUCGGCUAAUAUCUUGCCUCGUGUAAAAACUGUAGCGGUCAACAAACGAGUACGUGCUGGUGAGACUGUGACGAACACACUCAGUUCCCCACCGGGGUCCAAAAGAGCUUCUUUAAUAUCAUCCAACGAUAGCAACCCAAGUGUCAGUGGCAAUAGCAGUGUGGUUUCGUUGAAGAAGAAUGAGCCCAGACUUGCCACGGCUAAUGUAGCAGAAAGAAAGAAGGUCGUCAGUACUUCUUCCAACAUCGACCCUAACCGCAGCUCUUUGUACAACCUUUCUACCCAUCUCUCUGAGUCAGAUACCGAGCCAUAUCCUGCUCCUGAUCUCUCGAACACGGGAACUCCACAUAGAUUCCACACAAACUCCAUGUCCCCUGGACUUGAUAGCAAUGUAGAAAAUAUUACCACUCGGUCGAUAGACGCAAGCAUACUACCAAGUGAACACGACCGCCAAGCUUACCGAUUUGCCAGAUCUCCCACUGAUGAUCCUAAUGAAUACAACCCAGCAGCAGGUCCUCUGGUACCACGCCUUGCAGGUGUGGAAAGUGGAUCCAAAUCUGUAGGAGCUGGUGCAACUAGUGGAGCGGCUGCAACUACUGUUGCUGCUAUAGGAGCUGGUGCCGCUGUUGCUGGUACUGCUGUUGCUGCUGGUAACUAUAUUCGUACUGGUGGAGGAAGCCAAAUGCAAAUCAUCCAGGACGAUGCUACGAUGGAGAAUGCUAGCAGGAAUAGCACUGUGCGGUCGUCGAUGUCGUCUGGUGAAUUGUUAAACAAGUUGGAAAACUCUGGUAUGAGCGAUGGUAGUAAUCCUAGUCAGAAGAGCAAAGGUUCCAAUCCUUUUGGAGACGAGGACGAAACCAAAAACACUUAUGCUAACCUCACGGCAGGCGUUGACUCUACAAAUGAUUUGCCUGUGAUGUUGUAUAAAGUCCAGGAUAAGGACUAUGAUGAGGGCGAAAACAGAUGGUCAUACUACGAACACAACCAUACGGGACAGCAGCCUAGCCAGCAGCCUAAAGGAAAGCAUGUGCCCACUAUCAGUAGCACAUCCAGUGGUUCUGAUUACAAGCAUUUCCAACCGGCCGGCAGCAACAAUCCUUUUGCAGCUGCACAGCAUGCUGUUCCUCCCAGCAGUCCACCUGUCAUUGUUCCUAUUCCUCAGCAAGCUGUGAUACAUCCAGGAUCACAUUCUGAUGUCAACUCGGUAACACUGUAUCAUACUGGAAGGACGUCACAUUCGGGAAUCUCUAUGGUUCUGCGUUCCAAUAGCAACAAGGAGUACAUCGAGAAGAUCUUUGAUGAGCACAUUGGUGACUUUGACAAGCCUCGUGGAAUUGAGCAACGUUAUGGCUCAACUGCCUCCGUGGCUACCCAGCCCCUUAUCCCGGUUACCAAGAUCACGAUUCCCAUUCCAGAAGACAGCGUUCGUCGUCCAGCACCUCAGCCUGAGAACGAAAGGUAUGACUUUGCACAGAUCGAGAAAGAGAUCGAAUAUCUUGGACGUAAGCGUACUGUGACUCAGUCACCUCAAGUAGAAAACCACUCAUGGGCCAAAUUUGGAAGUCUCAUGAUCUUGGGAUUGGUUGUUCCACCAAUCUACUUGUUAAUCACAUGUGGGCUCUUUGACAACAAUCGUCGUUCCUCAAGCCAAUACUACUCAGGUAUCUCAUACUACAACGAGAAGAAAGAGAGCAGCAAGAGAUAUGGUCUGGUCAAGAAGUUUUCCCGUGCACAGAAGAUCAUCAGUUGCUUGGUAGGAUUGGCAUGGUUUGCUAUUGUUCUUGCCAUGAUUGGUUUGGCAUUCGGGCUUCGUGGUUAGAGAUGUUUCGACAUAUAUUUAUAUAAUACCCUAAUUCUUAAUAAUCUAAUAAGACACUAAUUGAUACCCUUU
Molecule: messenger RNA, 2916 nt
Organism: Scheffersomyces stipitis CBS 6054
Lineage: Eukaryota; Fungi; Ascomycota; Pichiomycetes; Serinales; Debaryomycetaceae
Exons: 1
Coding region: 160-2844 (894 amino acids)
Source: RefSeq, a predicted model, not a curated record